UAAGAGAUCUGUAAGAGGUCAAGGAGGCAGAAGGAGCAGCUGCAAAAACCUUCAACUGUGUGAAGAAGCAUGGGGUGUAAUCGAAGCUGUGGCUUGCUGACUGUUGCAAUCAUCGGGGCGGUGUUGGCCAUCCUUGGCGGUAUUCUGAUUCCAGUUGGAAAUCACUUUGUUGAGAAGACAAUAAAAAAGGAAACAGUCAUUGAAAAUGGUACAACCAUUUAUUCGAACUGGAUCGUUCCUGGGAGUCCAGUCUACAGACAGUUUUGGUUCUUUGAUGUACAGAACCCAGAGGAUGUGAUGGAGAAUGGUUCAGCUCCAAUACUUCAGCAGAAGGGCCCGUACACUUACAUGGUGCGAUAUCUACCCAAAGAAAACAUCACUGAACAUGAAGAUGCCACAGUGUCUUACCUCCUGCCAAAUAUUGCUCUCUUUCAACCUGAUAUGUCAGUUGGGUCAGAAAAUGACACUUUCACCAUUGUCAACCUUGCUGUUGUGGCUGCACCUACUUUGUUUCCAUCUAUGGUUCAAAUAAUGGAUCUCCUCAUGCAAUCUUCAAAAUCAAAAUUCCUCCAAACUAGAACUGUGAAAGAAAUACUUUGGGGCUAUGAAGAUCCUUUCUUGAAACUAAUUAAAAUACCAAGCAUUGAUAAAGUUGUCGGAGUGUUCUAUCCCCACAAUGAAACAUAUGAUGGCCCUUACAGAAUUUACACUGGGAAAGAUGAUAUAAAGAAGGCAGGAAUUAUCCACAGUUAUCAAUACAACAGGACCGUUAAUUAUUGGGAAGGUCAUUGUGGUAUGGUGAAUGGCACUGAUGGGUCAUCGUUCCCCCCUUUUGUCAGCAAGGAUGAUAAGCUGUAUAUGUUUUCCUCAGAUAUUUGCAGGUCAGCCUAUGGAAUAUUUGAUAGUGAGCAGACAGUGAAAGACAUCCUGCUUUAUCGCUUUAGUGUCCCUGAAGCAAUUACAGCUGCGCCCUCUGUUAAUCCUGAUAAUAUAUGCUUUUGCACUGACAAGGAGAUAAGUGACAACUGUACAACAGGUGGAAUAAUAGAUAUCAGCUCCUGCAAAGAAGGUAACAGAGGAAAAAUGGGAGGGUUCGGUACCAUAAAUCUGUGUGGGUUAGUGUAAUUGACAGGGAAGAGUGAGAUCUAGCAAUUUGAUUUCAAUAACUUUAAUUAACAUUGGAAUUUUAUGUAUUCAAUGAUUUGUACAAUUCAUGGGGGCAUUGUGCAUCGCUGUACUAAAGCCAGACUGUAACCCUUCCGGAACUUAAUUGUGUCAUUGGUAUCACACAAUGGACCUACAAUGGACCCAUGGAACCAAUUAGAAAAUAAGGUCUGAGCAAUUUUACAAAUUCUUUUGAAGUUUUGAUUUGGAUCAUGUCCAAUCUGCAUAGCAUACUAGGGGAAUUACUUGGGGAAUACGUUCACCAAGAGGUCUGCUGUCGUCCCAAAGACAGAACGUCUCCUUUCUUCCAU
Molecule: messenger RNA, 1475 nt
Organism: Python bivittatus (Burmese python)
Lineage: Eukaryota; Metazoa; Chordata; Lepidosauria; Squamata; Pythonidae
Product: platelet glycoprotein 4-like
Biological process (GO): long-chain fatty acid import into cell; low-density lipoprotein particle clearance; lipid storage
Cellular component (GO): cell surface; cytoplasm; caveola
Molecular function (GO): low-density lipoprotein particle binding; scavenger receptor activity; low-density lipoprotein particle receptor activity
Source: RefSeq, a predicted model, not a curated record